CCGAUCGCAGGCUCUGGGCCAGAUGAAAAAGGAUGAAAAAUGUAAAAAUUUGAAACAAAUUGUAAAAAGCCACGUCUUCAUCUAAAUUGAGGCAUUAUAAAUAGAUAAUUUUGUAUAUUACAUCAUUAUCAAUAAAAGGAUACGACAAUAAGGCCGUUUAAGACAGUUAUACGUGAAAAAUGCCAGCAGAAAACGAACUUGGAGAUUGGUUUAGGAGCAUACCUGUUGUCACAAGAUGGUGGUUCAGUUUGUCGGUUGUGUUCACAUUGCUCGGACGAUUUGGCGUCCUUAAUGUCAUGUACAUGUUCUUAAAUUUCGACUUGGUUGUGUAUAAAUUUCAGUUUUGGAGAUUGUUCACAUGUAUUGUGUUCUAUCCACUUUCUCCUCAAACUGGUUUUCACUAUUUGAUCAAUUUAUAUUUCCUCUACAGUUAUUCACGACGGCUGGAAUCAGGUUUAUUUGAUGGAAGGCCUGCGGAUCACCUCUUCAUGCUGAUAUUCAAUUGCAUAAUUUUGAUUAUAAUUGGCUUUCUUGUUAACCUUUUUUUCCUUAUGGAUCCUCUUGUGUUGAGUGUUCUGUAUGUUUGGUGUCAAAUCAAUCGGGAUAUGAUAGUGCAAUUUUGGUUUGGCAUGCAAUUUAAGGCAAUGUACCUACCCUGGGUUCUAGCCAUUUUCAAUAUGGUUGUUGGUGGAGGUGGUAUGAAGGAAAUUCUUGGGAUAUUUGUUGGUCAUCUCUAUUUCUUCCUUAUGUUUAAAUAUCCACAAGACUUUGGUGGAGCCAGAUUCCUAAGCACUCCUGGCAUCCUAUACAAAUUGUUACCCAACCGUCGUGGGGGUGUGUCAGGGUUUGGCAUGCCACCGGCAAGCAGACGGGCAACGGAUGAUGGUAAUGCGGGCGGUGGACGUCACGCUUGGGGGCAAGGACGACGUCUUGAUGAUGAUUAGUAACUUAUUGAAUUUUUUAAAACAUCACUGGAUUCACGAGGGAAACUAAGCUAUUACUAACCUAUGACUGACCUCUUUGGUUUUUGAGCAUAUAUUUAGUUCGUUUUUGGAACGUUUAUAAGAGGCGCAAAAAAUAUACCGCUCUUGAACUGGUAUUAAAAUAGUAAAGACAGUAAAGAAUGAUUCCGGUGAAAAAAAAAAAAACCCGCCAGAAUAUCUU
Messenger RNA from Dendronephthya gigantea, 1164 nucleotides. Its product is annotated as derlin-1-like. The record is from RefSeq and is a predicted model, not a curated record. Gene Ontology annotation, biological process: endoplasmic reticulum unfolded protein response. Gene Ontology annotation, molecular function: misfolded protein binding; ubiquitin-specific protease binding. The transcript has 8 exons. The coding region runs from base 180 to 944 and encodes 254 amino acids. Gene Ontology annotation, cellular component: Hrd1p ubiquitin ligase ERAD-L complex; endoplasmic reticulum membrane. NCBI's taxonomy places the organism in Eukaryota, Metazoa, Cnidaria, Anthozoa, Malacalcyonacea, Nephtheidae.